Messenger RNA from Quercus robur (English oak), 1000 nucleotides. RefSeq names its product NDR1/HIN1-like protein 26. The transcript has a single exon. The coding region runs from base 138 to 806 and encodes 222 amino acids. The record is from RefSeq and is a predicted model, not a curated record. NCBI's taxonomy places the organism in Eukaryota, Viridiplantae, Streptophyta, Magnoliopsida, Fagales, Fagaceae. Gene Ontology annotation, biological process: defense response to other organism.
UUUCUCCAUGCAAAAGAACCAAAAUUCUCCUACAUUCCUUUCUUUUCCUCACCACCUUUCUACAUAAAUACCCUAACCAAGACAUCUGUUCAUCAACAUUUCCCUGAAUUCCCCUCCAAUUUCUUGCUCCCAAAAAAAUGUACUCCCCCGGCGGAUUACCAACCCGGUCCAGCCCGGUUCCCCGGCCCAUAAAACGCCACCACUCUGUCCGGCAAAUCGCCCACCGGGUCCAUGAUAGCUUCACCUCCCGACUGUGCAAGUUGAUAUGUGCCAUUUUCUUGACACUUGUGCUAGUUGUUGGUUUGAUCUCUUUCAUACUAUGGCUUAGUUUACGUCCACACCGUCCAAGGUUUCAUAUCCAUGAAUUAGGAGUUGUGGGCUUGGGCCAAGGUACUGACAUUACCCAGAUUCAAUUUAAUGCAUCGGCCCGAAAUGCAAACCAUAACAUUGGGGUCCAUUAUGAUUCAAUGGACGGGUCGGUUUUUUACAAGGAUCAGAGUAUCGGGUCAAAACCGUUACUUUUUCCGUUUUAUCAGGGGCCGAAGAAUACAACAGCAGUGGGAGACACAAUCACUGUGACAACGUUAAAAGAGAACAGUCAACGUUGGACGGAGAUAAUGAAUGAACGUCGUAUGGCUGGAGCGGUUGUGUUUCGACUAGAAAUAAUCUCGAUCAUCCGAUUUCAGAUCUCCAAGUGGCAUAGCAGGCCCCAUCGGAUGCAUGCCAACUGUGAAGUUUCGGUGGGCCCAGAUGGUGUGAUGUUGCCAAUUUAUAAAGACAAGAGAUGCCCUGUUUAUUUCACUUGAUGUAUGAUGUAUUAUGUUGCAAUUCUUUUUAUGUUUCUUUUGGUUUUGGUUAUUGGGAUUGGGUUUGCUUAGUAACCUAAAGUGUACAAUUGCUUAACUUGGUGUACAUUCUUUGAGGAUUGGUUUCAAAUUAUUUGAUUUGUAAUAUCAUUAUUGAGGAGAAAAGAAAUCAACGAAAAUCUUUUCCAUUUUCA